GCCAUGUUGCUUCCGGUUUCCGCCGAGGUCGGGCGCUAGUGUUUGUGGCCCUAGGUUCUCCUUUUGGUGAAAGCUUCACAGAGGCUGACGUCCGGCACCAAGCUGUGAUUGCACAGUCCUCUCAUGUCUGAAAGAGCUAGGACAAUGGACACAUCUGAGAGGAGUGAGUCCAUCAUGGCAGUGGUGGCAGGUUGGAGUGGCUCCGUCAGUGGAGGUGUGAAGAGGAGCGGCUGUUCACACCAUGGCAGACCUGGAACCUGAGAGAGAAGUGGGAAGGAACCAGGGGCAGGGCUUGGUGUCAUUUGAGGAUGUCUCUGUGGACUUCACCUGGGAGGAGUGGCAGGACCUGGAUGAUGCUCAGAGGAAGCUCUACAGGGAUGUGAUGCUGGAGACCUACAGGAGCCUGGAGUCCUUGAACCAGUGUGAUCCCAAACCUGAGUUGAUCCUGAAGUUGGAACAAGAAGCUGAACCAUGGAAGGAAGAAGAUGUCCCAAACCAGAGCCUCCCAGAUAUGCAACAUGCGAAUGAGAUCAACCAAGACUAUCAAAAUGUACAUGGAUGCAAUCUGGUCAUUCUUUACUGCAUACCAAAGAAGACACAUGGGAACAUCUCCAUGAAUGUUGUUUAUGUGCAGAAAACACACACUCAAGACACACCUCUGUGUCCACCUGAAAACUCAAAACUGAGAAACUCUCUGACUGUAACGACUGUAGGAAAUAUUUCAACCAUAAGCCAUCUGUUGCUGUACAUGAAAGAAGUCACAUAGGUGAGUAUAAUGUAAGCAGAGAACCCUUUAAGGGAUGCCGAGUCUCUUUGCAUUAGACAUGCACUACUGAGGAAUCUAUACAGAAAUGCCUUUUUCAAUAGACAGACCUCUCUAAACAUCAGUGACUCUGGUCGGAAGCAUAUGAGUAAUGUAUGUGGGAAACCCUUUUGCUGGAUGUCAAACCUUCACUCAUACAGAUGUAAUCAUUGUAUGCAUCUGGAAGAGCCACAUAGUCUAAAGCAGACCUCAGGAAACAUUUGAAUUAGCACAGAGGAGACCUUGUAAACAUAAUAUGUGGGCAGUGUUUCUAAGAAGUCACUCAGCGGGAAGUCAUCCCACAAAGUCCUUAAGUCCAGGAAGCAGAGUACCAUGUGCUCCCCAAGAUUUAUUUUCUUUGCUGCACUCAUCAGCCUGUGUUUUGCAGUCCAUUUUUGUUUGUGGGACCUUGUGCUAAUCUCUUUAGUAGAAUGUAAAUGCAUGUAUCCCACUAACCCCCCAAAUCUUAACAAACUCCACCUGGGAGCCCAUCCAUAGUUGGCCUGAAAUGCAAAUAACCUCCAGCGUGUUUAGGAGCCAUGAAUAGAAGGGCACUGUGGCUCAGAAUUGUUCUGUCCAGAGAGCUAUGAUCCUCCUGCAUGUUUCUACCAUCUCUAGUGUAUGGAAAGGAGAUCUGCAGAAUCUGUAAUAGUGCAGAGCUACAGCCAUUAGUUCACUCUAAGACGUGGUGAGACAGACAGAUUGUCUUUAGAAAACUAUCAGGAGAGAGAUCCUGUGGCCACUCUUCAUUCCCAUGCUGCCUUGUUGGGAAGAAGAAAUCCUGAUAAAAUUCCCAGAGAUACUGAGUGUGUUUCUGGUAGGGAUCUUCCAUUAAACAGAUCAUUGAAUGCACAUUGCUUUUAUGUGUGAAACCUUUCAAUAAAAUUUCCAGUCAAGUUUCGACCAAGGAAAAUUAUCAUUAUGGAAUCUAUACAUUAAUUUUGGGGGGGCAAGAAAUGUUAAAUCUCAUAUUCCAGUUGUUUUUCAAAAUCUGCGUGCCAGGAGAUGAAUAUUGGUAAUGCCUAUCAGUGGACAGCUGCCUGUCUGGGGACAUUUGUGAUGUUUUAACUAGAGUUUGGGAGAGGCCAGUGGCACAUACAGGGAUGUAGCUGAACAGCCUACAGUAUAUUGGAUAGUACACUCAUGUAUGUAUGGUUCAUGGAUAUGAGUGUUCUAUGAUGAGAAUAAGCAAAAGAGACUCUCCGUGUUUCGUGUAAUAUGUGUUGCAAUGUACAUUAAUUGAUGUAAUACAUGUUGCAACGUACAUUGAUAUUUCCCACAUUUGAUGUCAUUCUGGCCUCUUUACAUCUUCCUAGCCUCAGACAUUGUAUUAUAUACUUUCGUAGUCGUGUGUCAUCUAAGUGUGUGUGACAGUUGUUACUGGCUCAAGUAAAUAAAGGUAUUCUUUUCCUAACCUU
Onychomys torridus (southern grasshopper mouse) is the source of this 2220-nucleotide messenger RNA. RefSeq names its product zinc finger protein 39-like. Lineage: Eukaryota; Metazoa; Chordata; Mammalia; Rodentia; Cricetidae. The transcript has 7 exons. The record is from RefSeq and is a predicted model, not a curated record. Gene Ontology annotation, biological process: regulation of DNA-templated transcription. Bases 242 to 766 code for a protein of 174 amino acids.